AUCAUCCCAAUGAAAACAUAUUUAGGGUUGCGACUUUGACCUCUAGAGAUUCCUCUGCCAUAAGAUUACCGCCCAAUUUUUAAAUACAAGACCUAUCGAUAUGCAAAUCACGAGUUCUUGACAUUUUCACCAGUUUAUUGGCAAUAAGAUUUAUUUCGUAUAAUCCGGUCACUCUAAUAAUACGCGGAAAUGUUUUGCUACAAGUUUCCUUGCGGGGAAUUCCAAACCCUAACAAAAAUGACUGAAACCGGCAUUACUUUCGAUCCACCGGUGUACGAGCAGAGAUACUGUGCCGCCAUCCAGAUCCUGGAGGACUCCCGCUGGUCCAAUCAGAUUAAGAAGGUGGUUGAGUUUGGCUGCGCCGAGAUGCGUUUUUUCCAGCUAAUGCGUCGCAUAGAAAAAAUAGAAAAUAUUGUACUGGUGGAUAUUGACGAGCCCUUGCUCAGGAAAAACUCAACUAGCGUCGAUCCUUUGGUCUCUGAUUAUAUAAGGCGGCGUGAGGGUCCUCUAAGAGUUCAAAUUCUACAGGGAAGUGUGGCAGAUUCUUCGGAAGAAUUGCGAGACACAGAUGCUGUAAUUGCUUUAGAGCUAAUCGAGCACGUAUACGACGAUGUUUUGGCCAAAAUUCCUUCCAAUAUUUUUGGUUUUAUGCAGCCUAAAUUGGUGGUUUUUAGCACACCAAAUUCUGAUUAUAACGUAAUAUUCACGAGGUUCAAUCCCCUGUUGCCAAAUGGAUUUCGCCAUUACGAUCACAAGUUUGAAUGGACCCGGGAGGAGUUCAAGUCCUGGUGCUUGGGUAUUGUUGAGAAGUAUCCGAACUACAUGUUUUCCCUAAUGGGAGUGGGUAAUCCUCCCAGGGACCUUGAAUCCGUGGGUCACGUUUCACAGAUAGCGCUAUUCGUCCGCAAGGAUUUUCUGGAGAUGCAGUUGGAGAAUCCUUUGGUUACCACACCUAAACUGGAUGAUGAAUCCACUCCUUACAAGUUAAUUCAUUCCGUCGACUUCCCAUUUUAUGUGGAUACCCGCACCGAGAAGGAAAAGCUCUGGACCGAAGUACAAAUUGAACUUCAGCGUUUCAAAAGAAUGGCUAAUAUAUCUGAGAACGAGCUGGAUUCCUACCCGGAGACCUACAAAGUGCCUAUUGGACAUAUAUUGGAUCGUCUGCAUCAUGUCGGUGCUACGAAAGAAGCCCUGCUGGAAUUACUGCAGGAGAAUAACAUAAAAAUAGAUGAUGAAUGUGUUAUAAUUGAAGAUUCCGGUGAGGAAUCAGAGGGCUCUGAUCCAUAUGAGUUGUCUGAACAUCUUUCCCAAAACGUAGUAUUGACUGACCAGGAACAAGAGGAGGAGUGCUGGGACUUGAACCCGGAAUCGUAACUAAUGAUCUAGAAUCUAGAAUUAUCUUUAACUGUACUGCAUUUAAAACUAUUUUUCAAAAUCAUUAUUUGUCGAUUUCUAAAAAAAAAUUGAGUCAUGGUAAACCAAAAGUUCUGUUUGAAAUUGGUAGUUCUCUAUAUAUAAGCUUAGCUUUUAUUUUCGUAAACUAAGCUUCAAUUAUAAGCUAGAUAUAUUUAUGCAUAUUUCUCGCUUAUAUUUAGCAAGACUUGCUGACUUUAUCCCACAUGGAACUGAAAAUUUAAGUUUGUAAUUCCUCUAAUGUUGUUCAAGUCAUUAAUUCCAUUUUGGAUUGUUGAAUAGACCAUUCCCCAUGUUUUGUUAACUGACAAUCUGUUGACAUUUUGAGUGCAUCGUCAGGGGUGCGGGGUGGGUUUUUCCAAGCAUCAUUGGCCAAUCCUCCCCCAGUUGACCACUUUCAGUGCAGAAAUCGUUGCAAA
This is a messenger RNA of Drosophila suzukii, 1832 nucleotides long. RefSeq names its product Hen1 methyltransferase (gene Hen1). Gene Ontology annotation, cellular component: nucleus; cytoplasm. The record is from RefSeq and is a predicted model, not a curated record. Gene Ontology annotation, molecular function: O-methyltransferase activity; RNA methyltransferase activity. Lineage: Eukaryota; Metazoa; Arthropoda; Insecta; Diptera; Drosophilidae. Gene Ontology annotation, biological process: piRNA processing; siRNA processing; RNA methylation.